AUGGCGGACAAGGUCAAGGAGCAGAACCAGUACCACCAGCAGAAGGCGAAGUACCUCGGCCUCGGCAACCCCGACACCACGCGGGACGAGUUUUUGACCACCGUCCACCGCGACACCUACGCGUCGUUGGCACUUCACUCGCCUCUCUUGACCUACACGGCAGCAGCGGUGGGGCAACAUCCGGAGGUGAUGCGCCAGGCGAUGGUGAAGAAGAUGGUGGGGCCGAAGGCGAAGGGGAAGGAGUAG
Suhomyces tanzawaensis NRRL Y-17324 is the source of this 246-nucleotide messenger RNA. Its product is annotated as U2 snRNP complex subunit YSF3. The transcript has a single exon. The coding region runs from base 1 to 246 and encodes 81 amino acids. Gene Ontology annotation, cellular component: precatalytic spliceosome; U2 snRNP. The record is from RefSeq and is a predicted model, not a curated record. Gene Ontology annotation, biological process: mRNA splicing, via spliceosome. Lineage: Eukaryota; Fungi; Ascomycota; Pichiomycetes; Serinales; Debaryomycetaceae.